AUGUUUUUGCAUACUUUAGGACUUAAAACAGAUGGUAUGAUAACUUGCCAUAUACAUUCCAAAAAGCGAAGUGUAGAAGGAAUUGCACAAACAGUGGAUGAAAGGGGGUUAGUUAUUAGAGGCAUGCUAGAAGAACAAAAAAUGAGAACAGAGGAAAUUGUCAUAAAGCAUAUAAACUCAUUCAAUCCGGUAGUAUCUCACUAUAAUUUAAAGCACACCCCGAAUAGACGAUUCUUGCCACCUGACUUGACCAUUAAAUACAUGUGGCAAGACUUCUGUAAUCUACAGAAAAUUUCAUAUGAUCUAUACAGAAGAAUUUUUGAAAAACAGAAUAUUGGGUUUAAAAAGCCAUCCCAAGACGAAUGCGCUCAGUGUCUAAAACAUAAAGUUCACAUUAUUCGCCAAUGCGACGCAAGUAGUUGCAAGAUUUGUUGUCAAUUCGAAAACCACAAAAAAAGUUAUACGGAAGCAAGACAGCACUAUGAAAAUGACUCCAAUCAAGAGGUAAUGCAAGAUGAGAAGGUCUAUGCUGUAGAUAUGCAGAAAGUCUUACUCUUGCCCAAAAUGUCAACCAAGGAAUCUUUUUUUGUUUCAAGGUUGGUCGUAUUCAAUGAGACGUUUGCGUCACUUCAUAAGGACGGAAAUAUUUGCGUGAUGUGGCAUGAGGCUAUAAGAGGCAGGUCCGCGACGGAUGUUGCAUCGGCAUACUACAACGUAAUAAAAAAUUCAGACAAUGUUACCAAAAAAUUUACAUUCUGGGUAGACAACUGUUCUGCUCAGAACAAGAAUUGGACACUAUAUUCUGCUUUUGCGACUUUUGUAAAUUGUGAAUGGGGUCCAGAAGAGAUCACCCUAAAAUAUUUUGAACCAGGCCAUUCAUUUAUGGCUGCGGAUUCGGUUCAUGGCCGAAUCAGCACAGAAAUGAAAAAACACCCAAACAUUUAUGAUUUUGAACAGCUUCUGAAAAUAAUUGAGCAGUCCUCAAAAAAAACUAAAUGUUUGCCUAUAAAUAAUUUUGAUUUUUUCCUCUUUGAAGAUGGAAGCAAACAAAGAAAAAGCAAUAAUAUACCUCUUCUUGAAAAAAUUAAGCUCGCUCAGUUUCGCAAAGGAUGCAGACACUUGUUUUAUAAAGAAUGCCAUAAUGAAACUGUCUUUCAGGAAGUCGAGUUUUUGAAAAAAAAAGUUGAUCUCAAAUUCCCUAUACAUCCUUUUGUCGAGCCACUGGGAUUGAACUCAGAAAAAAGAGAAACAAUGUUAAAAAAAUUGGUACCAUCCUUCAAAGAUGAAAGAAAGAAACUAUUUUGGCAGUUUUUGCCAUCUUAUGAUAAUUCCAAAGACUUAUGUGUGGUAUCAGAGGCUUAG
Acanthoscelides obtectus is the source of this 1362-nucleotide messenger RNA. NCBI's taxonomy places the organism in Eukaryota, Metazoa, Arthropoda, Insecta, Coleoptera, Chrysomelidae. The record is from the annotation of a GenBank genome assembly.